Lingula anatina is the source of this 1644-nucleotide messenger RNA. RefSeq lists its product as uncharacterized. Gene Ontology annotation, molecular function: oxidoreductase activity; FAD binding. NCBI's taxonomy places the organism in Eukaryota, Metazoa, Brachiopoda, Lingulata, Lingulida, Lingulidae. The record is from RefSeq and is a predicted model, not a curated record.
GGGGUGAUCACCCUCUGCCAUCGUAUUUAAACAGGUCUCUGAUGUUGAAAUCACCACAUCGUAGAUAGACUGUGCCCCAAAAGUUAUUGUUUUUCACACAUAAAGAUGCGGGCAGCAAUUGUCCUACUCGUGGGAUUGGCUUUCAUUGGGGGCUGUUUCGCGAAGUACUGCAUGCCAGAACAAAACUGCUGGCCAUCAUCAGAUCGACUGGCUCAAUUCAAAGGAACUUUAAAAGGGAAGCUUGUUCUUCCAACCGACGCAUUCUUCGUUAACGCCACCAAGGGAGUGAUCUACAAUGAGAGAUACACCACAAACCCUGGAAUGAUUGUUUAUGCUAAUAGCCCGAAGGAUGUCCAGAACAGCAUUCUAUUGGCCAAUGAGUUCAACAUCCGGGUCUCCAUUGUGACAUCAGGGCACGAUUUCAUUGGUAGAAAUACAGCCAAAGGGAGCCUCCAAAUCAACAUGUCCCAAAUGCAAUAUUUGAAUGUCGACCUGGCGGACAACUCCAGUGAUACAGGCAUGUCAGCUACCACCGAGGUUGGGAACUUAUGGGGCAAAAUAUAUGCGGAGGUUGCCGGCAAAUACAACAAACUGAUUGUAGGGGGCAGCUCAGAGACCGUCUCCCCGGCCGGUUACACGAUGGGCGGGGGCCACAGUCCCCUGAGCAGAAAACUUGGCCUCGCCGUCGACAACGUGCUAGAGAUAGACGCCGUCACUGCCAAUGGGGACAUCGUCCAUCUCACCCCUUCGGGGACCACCUCAGUGAACGCCGAUGGGGUCGUGUCUCUGACGGCGGAUACAGACUUGUUUUGGGCUCUUCGUGGAGGAGGCGGCAGCACCUUCGCAGUGGUGACACGGUUCAAGUAUAAAGUCCAUGAGCCGCCGAGUGAUGGUUUUGUCCAGUUCUCGUGCGCCAUGUACUAUGCUAACGAGACUCAUGUUCAUGCCUAUGACAUUUACAACGCACUUAACGACUUCCUUGUGUCCCUUCCCCCGGAGUUUGGAGGCUACGUCAUUUCCACGGCUCCUGCACAGGCCAAUCCAACCUACAACACCUCUGCUUCCCCAGGUAUGAUCAUGGUCGCCUUUGAAAUCUGGGGCGGGCUGGAGAAGGCCAAGCCGUACCUCCAGAAGGUAAUGGACUUCCACCCGGAGUGGCACAUUAAGUGGCCGGGCACCUGUCAACCAAAUGUGUACAAGAAAUGGUGGGAUUACAGGCAGAAUAUUCACGACCGCGGCGGCUUUGGGCGCACCUAUUUAUGGGACUCGCUAUUGCAGGUGGACAGCUUCAAUGAUAACUUCACUCGGGUUAUGACCGAGGGGAUGGGCACUGCGUACCUGAAUAAGCUGGUGCCUACCUGUACUGGGACUUUAAUUGGCGGCAAGGUGACGGAGUUUCCGGCCGACUCUUCCUCAGUUGGCCCUGGCCUAAGGAACGGCCUGAUGGCUCUCUCCUGCGGUGUGUCCUGGCCCAACAGUCUCAGUUACCUUGACAACAUCAUCAUAUCACUGCUUCAGAAGUGGAAUCAGGAGCUCGUAAAACUCGGCCAAGGUGUCUACUACAAUGAACCGUCGUCCGUGCUGGCCAACUGGAAGGUGGAUUACUGGGGAGACAAAUAUCCCAGUGUGGACAAAGAAUUUUAG